AUGACGCCCUGGUCGCUGCCCCUGCUGCUGCUGCUCCUGGCUGGGGCCCCCGCUGUGCAGCCAGCUCCCCCAACCUGCUACUCCAGGAUGCUGACCCUGAGCCGGGAAAUCACUGGCGACUUCCAGAGCCUGCAGGCGACGGAGCCCUCGGAGCCAUGCGUGAGAUACCUGCCGCGGCUGUACCUGGACAUACACAAUUACUGCGUGCUGGCCAAGCUGCGGGACUUUGUGGCCUCGCCCCACUGUUGGAAAGUGGCUGAGGUGGACACCUUGAAGGACAAGGUGCGGAAGCUGUACCUUAUCAUGAACUCGUUCUGCAGGAGAGAUUUGGUGUUCCUGUCGGAUGACUGCAAUGCCUUGGAAUACCCAAUCCCAGUGACUACGAUCCUGCCGCCAGUUCGUCAGCACUAA
Messenger RNA from Cynocephalus volans (Philippine flying lemur), 411 nucleotides. RefSeq names its product cytokine like 1 (gene CYTL1). The record is from RefSeq and is a predicted model, not a curated record. Gene Ontology annotation, biological process: positive regulation of transcription by RNA polymerase II. NCBI's taxonomy places the organism in Eukaryota, Metazoa, Chordata, Mammalia, Dermoptera, Cynocephalidae. Bases 1 to 411 code for a protein of 136 amino acids. The transcript has 4 exons.